GUGGAGAAGUGCCCAUGUGUUUUUAGCAUCUACCAAUGGUGAACAAACAUGAAUUUGUAAACUGCAGGACCAAUAACAUCUGUAAAAACAUGAGCUUGAACACGGAGCCCUCGACAGCAGAGGCAACAUGCAACAGAAGGAAAAGAAAGAACAUCGCCUCCACAGCACACGAGGAGGCCAAGAGAUUAAAAACUGUGCAGGGAGCAGAGGAGACGCAGGACUGUGGACGUUCCUCUCGCUCACCCAGAAUCUCUGUGCUGCUCGACCGCCUUCAACAACCAAUUACACCGAGUGAGCUGACAGAACUGCUGCAUUAUGCCGCUCUGGGGAAAACCGGUGGCAUUAAACAGCCCAGUUGGUGUCGUCUGCACCAUCAGAAGAAGGUUAAAGCUGUGAAUGUGGUGAUCGUGGAGGGCGUGACCCAGAGUCUCUUCUACAAACACUACGUCACCCUGCGACACCUCAGGACCAACUACACCACUAGACUCACCUUCACUGCAUCAUCUACCGACCUGGCGUCAGGAAUCUUCAGCGGUGAAGUUUCUAAAUCGGACGAUCCUUCUGUUUCCCAAAGACACAACGGAAGCAGUGAAUUGCACAAAGCACUGAGGAUUCACCCAGUAAUCGGCAAGUUUGGGACUCAGAGGAAAGGACUGACGGCGUAUGUUCUCCCCGCGGAGGAGCUGAUCAAGAGACACUACCCUGUCAAAGGAAUGCCCGGCUUUGAGGAGUUUGUGUGCACAGACUGUGUCGACUGCUUGACUGACAGCAGCCCUCUGUUUGGACUUGACUGUGAGAUGUGUCUCACAGAAAAGGGAUACGAGUUGGCUCGUGUUUCUCUGGUGGACAGUGAUGGGAAAUGUGUGCUGGACGAUCUGGUGAAACCUCAGAACCGAAUCCUCGACUACCUCACCAGGUUCUCUGGUAUCACUGCAGCGAUGUUGCAACCAAUCACAACGACCCUGCGCAAUGUUCAGGUGAAGCUCAGGGCGUUGUUGCCGAGCAACGCGGUUCUGGUGGGACAUUCUCUCAACAACGACCUCAUCGCUCUGAAACUGAUCCACCAGCAUGUGAUCGACACCUCACUGCUGUACAGGAGAGAGUUUGGACAAAGGUUUAAACUGAAGGUCCUCGCUGAGACAGUCCUGAAUCGGCAAAUUCAAACUGAAGAGAAGAUGGGUCAUAAUCCCAUUGAGGACGCUGUUGCAGCCCUGGAGCUCGCUCAGUACUUUAUAAAAACAGGACCUCGUCAGGUUGUAGAGCUUCAUCUACAGGAGCUGUGGGGAUACACGAUACUGGAGGAGUCCUCCGACUGUGAACCUGCACCCACACCGAGUCUCAGGUUUGCUGACGUACUCCGGACACUCGGCCGGUCUGUCGCCUUUUUAGGAAGGCGUUCUGACAUCGCCCUGGAUCUGUCCAAUCAGCAGUGGCACAACUCUGACAAAGAGGCGUUGGCCUCUUUCCGGAGACAGAACAAGCGUCCGUUCCUCUCAGUGCUCCAGUUUUCUUCCCUGUCGGACCAUCUGAAGAAGUGCUGCCGUCAUCGGGAGCACCAGAGGGUGUGUGCAAACCUUCGGGAUACGUGUGUAGUGUUCGCCGGGCCGUUCCCUGCUGCUUUCUCCGAGAGGGAAGUGAGGCGGCUGUUUAGUUGCUGUGGACCGGUUCGAAAUAUCAAAAUCUUGAACGCGACUGUCAGGGUUCAUGCAGAGGUAGAGUUUGAGCGGCUGGAAGGAGCGCUGCUGGCUUUAAACACUUUGAAUGGACUUGACUUGCAGGGACAGUCCAUCAAGGUCCAGCGUCCUGUUAACGAGUCAACGCUGGACGUGGAUCUGACUCUCGAGGCUUUGAUGUGCGACCACACCAGUCACCUCUACGCUCUGAAAUCAACCUCCAGCAUUGCUGAGGGCAUGCGCACUUCUGCAAGGGUCAAUGGACAUACGUCGGAUGCCAAAUGUUCCGUUGUCACUUCUGUUAAAACAGUAAACGGUCAACGGGCGCAGGCAAAGUCUAAACUGUGUGAGGAGACGGUCAGAGAGACAUUUGGUCACUUUGGUACGGUGGAGAGAGUCGACCUGCUCCCCAAAGCUGGAAAACACACAAGACAUGCAUAUAUAAAGUUUGAGAGCUCAGAGGGCAAACAUGCAGCUCUCAGCUCCUCUGAGGAUCUCAGGAAGGAAAACUACUUUGUCUGUCCAUCGCUAACUCCACCCCACUUACCCUCCUGGGCUGCACUGACAUCACCCGUCACCUCGGUGGAUCCUGACAUCGAAGACGAGGAGAGGACCCACAUGCGCACGAGCUCUCAGGAGCAGGAGGUGGAUCUGGUGAUGGGGAAGCUGGACCGUCGCCUACAGAAGCUCUUUACAUUUCUCCCAGAAGGCACCUUGUCUGUGGUCGUGCUGCUCGGACACACCAGCGCUCGUGGCGACCUUCCUGGUUUGUGCCUGAUGGAGGUCAAGCGAGGGUCUUGAGGAGAAGAGUGGGAGGGAUUAGAAACCUGCACUAUAAAAACAUCUGCCAGUCCAAUGAUGCCUCCUCCUCUGUGGAUUAAGUGAAAUCAAUCAAGAUAAAUCGAAUAAUUAAAAAAUAAAUCACCGCAGACUAAAACUUUCCUAUUUGGCAAAAUGGAUUUAAAAGGAAAGUCAAAUACAGAACUUGUAAAGUAUUUUUUAAGGCCUGGAAAUAAUUAAAGCUUCAAAUUAAUCUUUGUAUUUUUGUAAUUAAUAUUUGCCUUUCUGUACAAAAUGAUUUACUUGUGAUCAGAUACAGUUUGUUCUCCUGGUUCUACAGUCUCCUCUUCAUUAAAGGAGACUGAACCCCAAGACGGAGAGUUACAAACAUGUCAGUUAUUCAUUAAAAAGUAAUUUUACCACGACUACUUUUAACUAGCAGUAUUUACCGUACAGGAUCUAAGCAUUUGGGCACUGUACUAUUACAUUUAUUUUAAUAUUAAACGUCUUUUCGUUGUUAUUCCGUGAAUAAUAUCUAUUUCACAAGACAUUUUGUUCCAUGCAUGCACAAUACCAGGAUACUGAAACAAAUGUUCAGCCAUCGCACGUUUUUAUAUUUCUGACACGUGCGCUUUCUCUGGUGACGAGUCAAAAUAUCUGUGAAAAAGGACGGCGGUGUUACAUUUACGUGGAAGUCAAACUGUGUGCUGAGACUAAUUGGGGAUGGUAGACCUAAGUGUAAACAUCUUGAAACAAUACAAGUGUGUAUACACACACACACACACUGAUUACCUGUUGAUUACUGUAGUCAUUGCAACAGGACUUAAAUCAAAUCAUAUAUUCACUUGUGUAGUAAUAAUAAUAUGAGCCGUGUGUCUACAGUCAGACUGUCGUGGGUGAUUAAUAUAUGAAAGCAAUUCUGCUUACCGCUAUAAAUGUUUUAAAAUAAUUUAUUUGCUUUCAAGUCUGUUUUACACCACCGGGGGUUGUAGCUGAAAGAAUAAGAUUAAAAUAUAAAUAUGCACAUCAUAAUUUCCCUAAGAGGAUGAAUAAAGCAUCUUAUUCAUUUAAUGGAAUAAACAAAUGUAAUUAUAGGAAGUGGCAGUGAUUCAUUUUAUUUACACUUCAGAGAGUUACCAGCUGCCCUUCCUGCAUUCAGCCGUGUUACUUUCACUGUUUAACUUCCUCAUGUCUAAUAUUGUACUUUACGCUAAGUUUGUUGAAUAUGACGCUCUGCUG
This is a messenger RNA of Cottoperca gobio, 3692 nucleotides long. It is a transcript of the gene rexo5, whose product is annotated as RNA exonuclease 5. The record is from RefSeq and is a predicted model, not a curated record. Lineage: Eukaryota; Metazoa; Chordata; Actinopteri; Perciformes; Bovichtidae. Gene Ontology annotation, cellular component: nucleus. Gene Ontology annotation, molecular function: exonuclease activity; RNA binding. Bases 36 to 2474 code for a protein of 812 amino acids. The transcript is spliced from 19 exons.